UUACUUUUGCUUCUUCUCUCGCAUACCCCUAUUUGUCAUGCUCUCUGGCCGGAAUUCCUGGAUCCUGCGGCAGAGGCAUCCCAACUCUUUGACGCUGUCAAAGAUGCAGUGCAGAUCGCCAGAGUCGUGGCAGCAACAUUUAAUGAUUGUGAUACGACCUACAACCGCUACUUUCGACAACGAGAUUCCCAACUUGUGAGGCACUUCUUCCAGAGAAUAACCGAUAUCCCUCUCGACACAGCCAUCAAUGCGGAUAGCCUCGAAGAGGUAUUCAAUAAACCAAUCAAAGAUGGCCUUCGUGAAAAGUACGCCAAAUUAUCGAUCUCAUACGGACCCCAUCCCAAUCGACCGGAUCAGUCGGAUCCAGAUCCGUGUACGUCGCAUCGGAGGUUCGCACAGAUGGAGAACGGGCGAUCUGAGAACGGCAUGAUCACGGUUUGCGAAAGAACAUUUCGCUUGCCACUGUCAUCAGAGAUCGAGAAUUCACCUGCUGGGGCAAGGACGCGCGGGGCAAUCCUCGAUCAUGGGUUUAGCUGCGACGGUCUCGGCUACAAUGACUCUGGCUGGAUGAAGACCAUGGGCUCAACCCUGCUUCACGAGCUUAUGCAUUGGUCUUAUCCAUUUGACGACCUUUCUGAUUUCCACUACGAUAUUGAAGAGAGCGACCUCGGCUACACACAGAUCACCGACUUCGUAAACGUCAAUCCGCAGCCUGACUGGCCACCCAAGGGAUAUGGACCGUAUUAUUCAGCGAUGCUUAGAGACCUGGAAAACGAUGGGAUGAGCUCCAAGACACUUCAAAAUGUGGAUAAUUGCGUCUACUAUGCUGUCUCGAAGUAUUGCUCCUUCACAUACAAGAAAACUUUCGGGCCUGCGACCAGUCAAAACGACACUGUCCGAUAUAGGGGGAGACCUUCGAGACCGGGGCGGAGCGCGUGGGAACCGCGUGAUGUGUCAGUCGACGAAGAUGUUCCACCUCAAGUGAAU
Exophiala aquamarina CBS 119918 is the source of this 987-nucleotide messenger RNA. RefSeq lists its product as uncharacterized. The record is from RefSeq and is a predicted model, not a curated record. Gene Ontology annotation, molecular function: metallopeptidase activity. NCBI's taxonomy places the organism in Eukaryota, Fungi, Ascomycota, Eurotiomycetes, Chaetothyriales, Herpotrichiellaceae. The transcript has a single exon. The annotation marks the transcript as partial.